Molecule: messenger RNA, 420 nt
Organism: Olea europaea var. sylvestris
Lineage: Eukaryota; Viridiplantae; Streptophyta; Magnoliopsida; Lamiales; Oleaceae
Exons: 2
Coding region: 1-420 (139 amino acids)
Source: RefSeq, a predicted model, not a curated record
AUGGAUCGUCAUCCCAAACCAUACAAGUUGUCUUGGCUGAAUAAAGGCAGUGAGGUAACGUAUGAUCGCAGUGUUAUCCAUGAUGGGCGGAAGAAUACUUAUUCUCUAAGCAUCAAAGGGAAGAGAAUUGUUUUGGUGCCUCGCAAGGAAGGAAACAUCCCUGCCCCGGUAGUUAAUAACCCCAAUCUACUUUCUAUGUCCAGGUUUUUGGUUGAGGUUGGGCGUGAAAAAAUAGUUUAUGCUUUAAUGCCUCGUGAAAAUAGUGCAGCAAAUGUGGAUUUGGAAUUACCAGCAGAAGUACAACAAUUAUUGAUGGAGUUUUCUGACUUGAUACCAGAGGAUCUUCCUCCAGGAUUACCACCUAUGAGGGACAUUCAACAUCAGAUCGACCUCAUUCCGGGGUCGAGUCUACCAAACUGA